UGCGAGUGGAGAAAGUAGUUUCCCGGGAGUUGCGGGUCCAGUUGCUGGCGAAGCGAGGCGGGGGGCUAGGGGAGGCUGUGACGGUGACGGCAGGGCGUGUAGGGGACAGCGUGGGAGACAGUAGGGGGCCCAGAGGUCAGGGGCCGAGCCAGUGCCGGUCGGGCAGGGAUGAGCCAUGGCAUCAGUCAAAGUGGCCGUGAGAGUCAGGCCCAUGAACCGAAGGGAAAAGGAUUUGGAGGCCAAGUUUAUUAUUCACAUGGACAAAAACAAAACAACAAUCACAAACUUAAAGAUUCCAGAGGGAGGGACUGGAGAUACAGGAAGAGAACGUACCAAAACUUUUACCUAUGACUUUUCCUUUUGUUCUGCUGAUUCUAAAAGUCCAAAUUAUGUUUCUCAAGAAAUGGUUUUCACAAAUCUUGGCACUGAUGUCUUACAGUCUGCAUUUGAAGGUUAUAAUGCUUGUGUCUUUGCCUAUGGGCAAACUGGAUCAGGGAAGUCUUACACUAUGAUGGGAAAUACUGGUGAUUCUGGCUUAAUACCUCGAAUUUGUGAAGGUUUGUUCAGUCGUAUAAAUGAAACUAAGAAAUGGGAUGAAGCAUCUUUUCGAACUGAAGUCAGCUACCUUGAAAUCUAUAAUGAACGUGUGAGAGAUCUACUUAGGCGGAAGUCAUCAAAAACCUACAAUUUGAGAGUUCGUGAGCAUCCCAAAGAAGGACCUUAUGUUGAGGAUUUGUCGAAACAUUUAGUACAGAAUUACAGUGAUGUAGAAGAACUUAUGGAUGCAGGGAAUAUAAAUCGAACCACUGCCGCAACGGGAAUGAAUGAUGUUAGCAGCAGGUCUCAUGCCAUUUUUACCAUCAACUUCACUCAGGCAAAAUUUGAUUCAGAAAUGCCAUGUGAAACUGUGAGCAAGAUCCACUUGGUUGAUCUGGCGGGGAGUGAGAGAGCAGAUGCCACUGGAGCUACUGGGGUUAGAUUGAAGGAAGGAGGGAACAUUAACAAAUCCCUCGUUACUCUGGGAAAUGUCAUUUCUGCCUUAGCUGAUUUAUCUCAGGAUGCCACAAACCCUCUUGUAAAGAAGAAACAAGUAUUCGUGCCUUACAGGGACUCUGUUUUGACUUGGCUGCUAAAAGAUAGCCUUGGAGGAAACUCUAAAACUAUUAUGAUUGCCACUAUUUCACCUGCCGAUGUCAAUUAUGGAGAAACCCUAAGUACUCUUCGAUAUGCAAAUAGAGCCAAAAACAUCAUCAACAAGCCUACCAUCAAUGAGGAUCCUAACGUCAAACUCAUUCGUGAGCUCCGAGCUGAAAUAGCCAGACUAAAAACUCUGCUUGCCCAAGGGAACCAGAUUGCACUAUUGGACUCUCCAACAGCUUUAAGUAUGGAAGAGAAACUCCAGCAGAAUGAAGCAAGAGUACAAGAAUUGACCAAAGAAUGGACAAACAAGUGGAAUGAAACUCAAAACAUUUUGAAAGAACAAACAUUAGCCCUGAGGAAAGAAGGAAUUGGAGUUGUCCUGGAUUCUGAGCUGCCUCAUCUGAUUGGCAUUGAUGAUGACCUUCUGAGUACUGGAAUAAUCUUAUAUCACUUGAAGGAGGGUCAAACUUAUGUUGGCAGAGAGGAUGCUUCAACAGAACAAGAUAUUGUUCUUCACGGCCUGGAUUUGGAAAGUGAACACUGUGUCUUUGAAAAUGUCAAUGGAACAGUGACUUUAAUACCACUGAAUGGAUCUCAGUGCUCCGUGAAUGGGAUUCAGAUCCUAGAAGCUACACACCUGAAUCAAGGUGCUGUUAUACUUCUUGGUAGAACCAACAUGUUUCGCUUUAAUCACCCCAAGGAAGCUGCCAAACUUAGGGAAAAGAGAAAGAGUGGACUUUUGUCUUCCUUCAGUUUGUCAAUGACUGACCUCUCAAAAUCAUGUGAGAAUCUCUCAGCUGUCAUGUUGUAUAACCCAGGUCUUUUUCCUGUUAAAGGACCAAUCUGUUUAAGGCUUGAAUUCGAGAGGCAACAGCGUGAGGAACUGGAAAAAUUAGAAAAUAAAAGGAAACUAAUUGAAGAAAUGGAAGAAAAACAAAAAUCAGACAAAGCCAAAUUAGAACGAAUGCAACAAGAAGUGGAGUCACAACGCAAGGAAACAGAAAUCGUACAGCGACAAAUCCGGAAACAGGAGGAGAGCUUGAAACGUCGUAGCUUUCAUAUUGAAAGUCGACUGAAAGAUUUGCUAGCUGAAAAAGAAAAAUUUGAAGAGGAAAGGCUCAGAGAGCAGCAGGAGAUAGAGCUUCAGAAGAAAAGGCAAGAAGAAGAGAGCUUUCUCAAGGUCAAGGAAGAACUCCAGCGGCUACGAGAGCUCAAUAACAAUGAAAAGGCUGAGAAGUUACAAAUAUUCCAAGAACUUGACAGACUUAAAAAGGAAAAAGAUGAGCAAUGUGCCAAGUUUGAACUAGAAAAAAGGAGACUUGAAGAACAGGAAAAAGAGCAGCUGAUGCUUGUUGCCCAUCUUGAAGAAGAAGUCAGGGAAAAACAAGAUAUGAUACAACUCAUAAGGUUUGGAGAUGUUCAGCGGCUGGAAGAGGAGGUAAGGGAUCUUGAAGAAAUAAGAAGAUCCCUUUUGAAAUUUAAAGAAGCCUGCUCUGAGGGGGAAGAAGAUGGUGAAGAAUUAGAGAAAGCGAAACUCAAUUUCCUAGACUUCAAAAUAAAGCAACUUGCACAGUUGACUAGUUUGGAGAAGGAGUUAGUUCAUCAGCGAGAUCUUCUUGAAAAAGAAGUGGCUGAUGAGUGGGACAUUCUAGAACAUUUAACGGGUGCCACUGAAGAUUCGAAUUUGCUCAAAGUAAAUGAUGAAACUCUCUUGAAGGCAACACAGGUGGCCCAAGACUUGGAGAAAAUAAAGCCAACAGAAUGCAGGCUGCAGUAUAAAAAACGUCAGCUUCAGUACCUCACACAGAAUCUUUUGCCAGUUUUGCUGGAAGAGAAGCAAAGAGCUUUUGAAAUCCUUGAUAGAGGCCUUCUCGGCUUAGACAACACACUUUAUCAAGUUGAGAAAGAAAGGGAAGAAAAAGAGGAACAGCUUGCCCAAUACAGAGCCAAUGCCAGCCAGCUGCAGAAGCUCCAAGCCACAUUUGAAUUCACUGCCAACAUUGCUCGUCAGGAAGAGAAAGUUAGGAAAAAGGAAAAAGAAAUUCUCGAAUCGCGAGAAAAGCAGCAGAGAGAGGCACUGGAACAAGCUGUUGCUAAACUGGAAAAGAGACAUACUACACUCCAACGACGCUCUACUCUAGGUGUGGAGAUUGAAGAACAGAAGCAAAAGCUGGCCACUCUCAACAGCAACAGUAGUGAGCAGUCAGGUCUCAGGGCUAGUCUAGAAUCUGAGCAAAAAGCCUUAGAACAGGAUCGAGAAAGGUUAGAGCAGGAAAUUCAACAGCUGAAGAAAAAAUUCUUUGAAGCUGAUGGUGUUCACAAAGGACAGCAGACAAGAGAGAAUCGAUCUCACUCCAACUCUUCAACCAAUGCUGCAAAAUCUCCGUCUCAUCUGCUUCCAUUGGCUGAUGAUAGACUUAAUGCUUACAUUGAAGAAGAAGUGCAGCGGCGUCUGCAGAAUGUCCAUCCCAGAAUUGGAGAGAACAUCUAUUUAUCCCAUUCUACAGAAAUGCAUAAGGAUAAUGAAAAACUUCAGAAUGGCGCUAUUCAGCGUAAGCUAAAGUAUGAGAGGAUGGUUUCUCGCUCUUUGGGAGCAAAUCCAGAUGACCUUAAGGACCCAAUUAAAAUUAGUAUUCCACGCUAUGUUCUCUGUGGACAGGGAAAGGAUGAACACUAUGAAUUUGAGAUAAAGAUUACUGUCCUAGAUGAGACAUGGACCGUGUUCAGGCGUUAUAGUCGUUUUCGAGAAAUGCAUAAAACAUUGAAGUUAAAGUAUCCAGAGCUUGCUACUUUAGAAUUCCCCCCAAAGAAGCUUUUUGGGAAUAAAGAUGAGAGAGUCAUCGCAGAACGCCGGAGUCACUUAGAGCAAUACCUCAGGAAUUUUUUCAGUGUGAUGCUUCAAUCUGCAACAUCCCCAUUACACCUGGACAAAGUGGGCCUGACGCUGUCAAAGCAUACCAUCUGUGAGUUCUCUCCAUUCUUCAAAAAAGGCGUGUUUGACUACAGCAGCCAUGGGACUGGCUAGAGCCCGACACGGAGCCCAACAGCAAACGCAGUGCCUUCCUUUAGCAAGAUUGCUCCUGAAAUACAAAGAAAGCUCGUGCAAAGGCCUCAGCCUAACUCUUCGCAGCUGAAAACAGAUAUGCAACAAUUCUUUCCUUUACCUUUUAACGUUUUUUCCUACUUAGUGCCUGUGUUUGGGAACAGGAUGUUGUACCAUUUGUUUCUGCCUAUGGUUUCCAUGGUAAGGCGCAGUCACUGUUCACCCCCAGGUGAACACAGCUCCUUCCUAUUGCUUAGACAAUUCAUUUCCAUAUGGCAAGAUUGCUUCACUUUGACUUUUGCUCUCCAAAUCUAGCUUACGACUUUAGAGACCCUAGGUAAUAUCUGAUUUCCUUUUUUACUAAGAUGGAUCCUCAUAUCCCCUUCCCUUAGAUCAUAUUAGCAUUUCUUCCCAAGAAAGACAUUUUUAAUUACUUGCUUUUAUUAUUUGUUUGUUUUCCUCUUGGACUGACAGCUUUUGUAUAAUACCCCAAAGUUGAUGUUUACAAAGAAUUUCAUGUUCUGCAAGAGAAUUUUAAGGCAAAUCAUGUCUCAAGUCUUCCAUGCUUGACUAUUUGGAUGUAAUGUAAGCUGUAUCACUUGAUAUGCACAUAUAUGAUACACAUGCAGAUAGGAUCUUCAUUUGACCUUGUUAAGUCAAAAUGUCUGUUUUCUAAUUUCUUAGAAUGUGUCUAUCACACACUCUCCGCUUUCUCAGUAAAGCAUAAUAUGAGUGCAUAGCAAGUCAUCUAUUUUUAAAGGAUAUGUUGUUCAUUUUAUGUUACAUUCUCUAUAAGUGCUUCAGUUGAAAUAUUAGAAUUUACAGUGUUUUACUAAAUGAUACUUAAAUUACUCAGGACUUAUGUAGAAUUGCACAUAUAUAAAUAUGUAUACAAUGUAAUAUCUGCUUUGUGGUGUAUGAGGAAGAAAUGUAAGUAGAAAAAACACAUUUAUAUGCAAAUUGUAUAUAUUCCCAGCCACAGAUUUAUAUAUUAUAUAUAUAGAGAGACAUAUUCUUAUUGAUCAGUUAUAUCAAAAUGUAUGAAUACUCAUACAUGAUUAUUAUGGGGCAUCACAAAGGUAUUUGCUUCAUGCAAAAUUGAAAUUGAGCUGCUAUCAAUAUUAAAUGAAAUUAUGGAAGAAUCUGUACUGUAGCUAAGUUCAUUUUACAAUUUGUGACAUGAUCAUUCUUACCACCUCUUUAAAAUUUUAGCCACUGUAGUUGGAAAGUAUAUAGAAUGUAUAAUUUAUCAAGUGUAUAUUACUGGAAACUACACAGCGGCGAUGAUUAAAGGCACAAAUGAACAGACAACAAAACAUACCCAUGUUCAGCCAUCUUGGAUGUACCCAUACUGAAAUAUGUUUGUAGAUGCCAUUUUUCUCACUAAGAAAAGCCCACCAUUGCACAGACUAACUAUAAAAGUGCAGAUUGAUGGAAGUGAAUGAAGCUUCUACUACCUCAGGUAGGGAACCUACUUCCCAUUGUUUGCAAUCAUAGUUUGGACUAUAAGCUUGAGGGGAAGGACUGUUAGAGGAUUUAAACUAAGAAAUUAAAGGAUAACAGCUGGAGAGAUAACAAUUGUGUGUCAUUUACUUUAAGAGUUGGACCUCUAAAGAUUCUCUCUCAACUUGCUGGCUAAACCAAAUGGUCUAUGUUACCUGCCCUUUUAGAACUAAGACAGUCUCAUUUCUUUAGGUCCCCCAGCAUGCAGUGCUCACUUGGAAAGGGUACUAAAUAAAUCUUCCAGCCGCAGUCACCAUUUCCAAUAGUCAAGUUGGAGUCUGGAGUCCCAGGUUCCAAGACUGCUGACAACUUACUGUAUGAUCACGGGGAAGUCACUUAACUUCCUUGGGUCUCAGAUCAUUAUUAACACUAAUGACAAUAAUGUACUUUACAUACAUUAUUUCAUAUGAUCCUCACAAUAACCCCCAUGAGUUAAGUCAUAGCUGCUAUUACCCUCACUUCAUCGAUGAGGAAAUGGAGUCUAAUUGCGUGUAUGUGCCUUGUUAGAGAUCACAUGGCAUCUAAGCAUCUGAGGGAGGGAUUCAGACCUACAGCUUUUCCACUUCAAGUCCAUUACUCCUUUAUGCACUGUACCCCAUUAUCUUCCUUUUUCUGUCUGUAAAAUGAAGAGCUGGAAUAGAUCAUCUUGAAGAGAUCUCUGGGCUCUAACUCACUCUGAUUACAGCAUGAGCAAGAUACAGGCUAAGUUGUCUUUAAUGUAGGGGAUGGGGGGUUCUAUAAACCCUAGAUGCAGACCAGUGACAUGGUAUGCCAUCUUACAGAGAGGACACGAGAGAUGCUGAAGGAAGCCUGACUGACAGUAUGGAAACCACCUCAUUUGGGCUCUACCACCUUAAUACCACAUGUGGAAAAGUAGCCGUGGCACUGAGGAAGAUGAAAUUGGGGGAAACCGAAGUACCUGCCCCAAGAGUCCUAAAAGGAAUUCACAACAUUACAGGAACCUAGAAGUUUCGUUUCCCAAAUAGCUUAAAAAGGGGAAGGUUCUAAAGAAUGAAAAAGAUCUCAAAUAUUAUCCUUGACCUUUUCCCCUUGAUCUUUGGGGGGUCAAAUAAUCAAAGAUUACCCCCAAAAGUAACCAAGAAGGCAUAAUGGGCCUACUUUCUCAUCUCUGUAAAAUCUUUAUAGGAACGCUGUGGGAGCAUAGAACUGGAAGGGACAUUAAACACCAGCUAUUCAACUCCUCGUUUUGCAGACAAGACAAUGAGGCCUAAAAAGAUAAAGUGACAUACCUAAGGUCACUCAGGUAGUAUGUGGCAGAGCCAAAUUCAGACCCAUGUCUUCUAAGCCUAAAUACACUUUUUUCCCACUGCCCCAUAAUGUAGUGAAUAUAUGUGCGUGCGUAUAGAUAUGUACAUGUAUAUGUGUGUGUGUGUGUGUGGUGUGGUGUGUGUGUGUGUGUGUGUGUGUGUGUGUGUAUGUGUGUGUGUGUGUGUGUGUGUGGGUGGGAACCGAUUGGCUUUCAAAUAAGAUUUCCUGUAGUAGACCAUAUCUUCAGAGUCACAACAUCAUUUGAGAGGUGCAAAGAAUUUAAGAUAUCUCUCUAAGUUGUUGAUUUCAGAAAAGUAUUUGACUUAUUAGAAGGGAGGCAAUUAGAACUCCUCAAACCAUGCAUCUUGCAUGCAUAUGUUAAAACCGUGCAAAGUUCUACAACAGCAUCAACCAUAAAGAUUAAUUUGUUCAGCUAUUGAAUAAUUAUCAACUUGAGAACAAGUGAGGUAUAAAACAAAGUGACAUAUUGUCACCUGGGUUGUUCACUGUUGCCAUGGACAAUGUCCCAUCCAGAGUCCGAUCAGAAUUCAUUAUCUCUUAAUGGUAAGAAUGUCCACAUGUUAUUUUUCAAAGGUGAUGCAUUAAGCUGUAUAUUUUUUUCAAAUAGA
Messenger RNA from Dromiciops gliroides (monito del monte), 7584 nucleotides. RefSeq names its product kinesin family member 16B (gene KIF16B). The record is from RefSeq and is a predicted model, not a curated record. Lineage: Eukaryota; Metazoa; Chordata; Mammalia; Microbiotheria; Microbiotheriidae. Gene Ontology annotation, molecular function: phosphatidylinositol binding; microtubule motor activity; microtubule binding. The coding region runs from base 176 to 4165 and encodes 1329 amino acids. Gene Ontology annotation, biological process: microtubule-based movement. The transcript has 27 exons.